UUUAGUUUGCAUUCGGAGGAGUUGUGUUUUGUUGUUGAGUGUCCAAUGGCUUCGUAUAGGCCAUUUCCUCCACCGUCGCAGUCGAGUUUUGUUCCUCCGCCACCGCCUCCGCAGAAUCAGAACCCUCCGCCACCACCGUCUCAAUCCAGGGGAAGUCAGUACUCGCAGAAUUGGGGGGGUUACGGAGUGAAUGAUGGAUCUUCGUAUACCCAGCAGAAUUACUCUCAGGUGCACCAGAGUUCAAAUUAUCAGCAUCCUGGUUACGUUCCUCCACCUCCUGCGACCAGAAAUCAGUAUCCACCUCCGCCUCCUCCUCCUGCGGAUUCUUCAUAUCCACCUCCGCCACCACCUUCUGGGCAGCCUCCUCCUCCUCCUGCUCCAAUGUAUUAUCCAUCUUCUCAGUACUCCCAGUAUAGCCAAAACCAGCCCUUGGAGCCCCCACCUCCACCCCCUCCACCUUCGUCUCCUCCAAGUUCUGCUAUUCCUCCUCCUCCCCCACCUUCUCAGCCACCGUCCCCUCCGCCACCUCCUUCAUCAGUUCCCUCUCAGAACCAACGUAAUGAAAGCAGGCCUAGUGUAGAGAAAAGGCGAGAAUCUGGCUGGCGUGAAUCAGGGCAUGGUAACCACACUACUCGUUCUAAACAGCCAGGCCAUUCUGUUCCUCCAUUGCCAGUGAAAAAAUCCAAUGCUCCUUCAGGAAGGGUUGAGACUGAGGAAGAGAGGAGGUUAAGGAAGAAGAGAGAGAUAGAAAAGCAAAGGCAUGAAGAGAAGAAUAGACAGCAUUUAAAGGAAUCACAGAAUAAGGUUCUGCAGAAAACCCAAAUGUUAACUUCUGGUACGAAGGGUCAUGGGUCAAUUAGCGCAUCACAUAUGGCUGACAGAAGAACCGCCCCUUUGCUAAGUGGCGAGAGGACAGAAAACCGGUUGAAGAAGCCGACAACAUUUCUUUGCAAGUUAAAAUUCAGAAAUGAAUUACCAGAUCCGACAGCGCAACCAAAGCUUUUGACUUUAAGAAGAGACCCAGAUCGAUUUACAAAAUACUCAAUUACUUCGUUGGAGAAAAUGCACAAGCCUCAACUAUAUGUCGAACCAGACCUUGGAAUUCCACUUGACCUUCUUGAUCUCAGUGUAUACAAUCCUCCCAAGGGCGUAAAGAUACCACUUGCUCCAGAAGAUGAAGAGUUAUUGCGCGAUGACAAUCCUAUAACCCCCAUCAAGAAAGAUGGCAUAAAAAAGAAGGAAAGGCCAACUGACAAAGGUGUUUCUUGGCUGGUCAAAACACAAUACAUCUCUCCUCUUAGCACGGAGUCAGCAAAACAGUCUCUUACUGAAAAGCAAGCUAAAGAAUUGCGAGAAACAAAAGGUGGACGCAACAUCUUGGAGAAUCUUAACAAGAGAGAUAGACAAAUCCAGGAGAUUGAGGCUUCUUUUGAGGCAUGCAAGUCACGGCCCAUUCAUGCAACCAAUCGCAGAUUGCAACCUGUCAAAGUCCAGCCACUUUACCCCGACUUUGAUCGGUACAAGGACCCGUUUGUGCUUGCGAAUUACGAUAGUGCUCCAACUGCUGAUUCAGAAACCUACAACAAGUUGGAUAAAACUGUCCGUGAUGCAUGUGAAUCACAGGCCGUUAUGAAAAGCUUUGUGGCUACAAGCUCAGAUGCAGAUAAACCUGACAAAUUUCUGGCAUAUAUGGUCCCUGCCCCGAAUGAGCUGUCGAAGGAUAUGUAUGAUGAAAAUGAGGAUAUCUCAUACUCUUGGGUUCGGGAGUAUCACUGGGAUGUACGAGGUGAUGAUGCAGAUGAUCCUAAUACGUAUGUUGUGGCGUUUGGGGAAACAGAGGCCCGUUACAUGCCUCUUCCAACAAAGCUUGUUCUGAGAAAAAAGAGAGCUAGAGAGGGAAAGUCAAAUGAAGAAGUCGAGCAUUUCCCAGUUCCCUCGAAAGUCACAGUAAGGAAGAGACCAACUGCAGCUGCCAUUGAACUGAAAGAAGAAGGGGGCUAUACAACAGCUUUGAAGGGGAAUGUUUCAAGUUCAAAGAGAACAAGAAUCAGUCAUGAAGAUGAUGUUGGUGAACAACAUAACAAUAUGCAUGAUGAUGAUCAAGAUCAAUCUAGUGGUGGCGAGUACUAUAUGUCUGAUUGAUUCCUUCACAUUCAUUUAAGCUGAUCAGAUAAUUUAACA
This is a messenger RNA of Solanum verrucosum, 2181 nucleotides long. RefSeq names its product protein PAF1 homolog. The coding region runs from base 46 to 2142 and encodes 698 amino acids. Gene Ontology annotation, molecular function: chromatin binding; RNA polymerase II complex binding. Gene Ontology annotation, biological process: transcription elongation by RNA polymerase II. The transcript is spliced from 12 exons. The record is from RefSeq and is a predicted model, not a curated record. NCBI's taxonomy places the organism in Eukaryota, Viridiplantae, Streptophyta, Magnoliopsida, Solanales, Solanaceae. Gene Ontology annotation, cellular component: Cdc73/Paf1 complex.